UUGCGGGGGGUUGCAAUAAUAUCUCCCACCCAUUUCAUCUGACGUUUAAGAUGGGUCUCUGGAUUACAAGCAAUAUCUAUAUUAUUUUUACCUAGGUGUAUGAUAAUAAACUUCCUCUUAAAUGGAGACGUAAUACCCCCCACAUUCCAUGAUAAGAUGUUUACUCCUCUGGAUAUCUGACCUUGGAUUUAACAAGACAAUAGGAGGAAAAGGGAAGAGAGCGCGUGUGAGGGGAAGAAGGAGGAGACAGAGAAAAAAAAGAAAUCCCACCCUCCAAAACUGAUGAUCCCCCAGACAUUCCAUUAUAGCUGAAGAAACGGACAGAGCACUGAGAGACAUUAGCGCUGCGUAAUCUGUUGGCGCUCUACAAAUAACCCAUAAUAAUAAUAUCAGGUAUUGAUGUAACUGGAGUGAAUAAGGGAACCUUCUUUCUGAGCACAGACGCCUGUUAUCAGCAUGAACUCAUAUGUGUUAGACAAACACAUGGAUAGUUCAUAUCCAUCCUUCAUUACAGGAAGCAUCAGAAUGAUAUCACAGACACAGACAUUUUUAGACACCAAUGACUAUUCACAAACAUUGGGUAAAUCACAGCAGAUAUUUAAAGAAGAUGGUGAAUUGGAAGGAGCUGGGCAGCAAUCAUUAUGUACAGAGAGUAAUUUAGUAAUCAAACAAGAGGAAAACAUUUAUGCCUUAUCUAGUGAAAUGAUUAUCCCUGAGGAUAAGCCACAAACAUUUACUGAGUUUUCACAAAUUUUUAAAGAAGAGAAAAGUCUACAGUCUAGCCAAAUGAUUCAUACAAAGGAGAAACAUUUCAAAUGUACAGAAUGUGAGAAAAGCUUUAGAUAUAAGUCUCAUCUCCUAGAACACCACAGAAUUCACACAGGUGAGAAGCCUCACACAUGUACUGAGUGUGUCAAAUGUUUUAUACAAAUGACAAAACGUAUAGCUCAUGAAAGGACCCACACAGGAGAGAAACCAUUUAACUGUACAGAGUGUGGAAAAAGUUUUACACAAAUGUAUAAUCUGAAAACUCAUAAAAAGAAUUACACUGGUGAAAAGCUUUUCACAUGUACAGAGUGGGGAAAAAGUUUUACAGAAAAGAGUUGUCUGAAAUAUCAUCAUGAAAGGAGUCACACAGGGGAAAAGCCAUUCACAUGUACAGAGUGUGGAGAAAGUUUUACACGAAAGGAUAAUCUGAAAACUCAUGAAAGAAUUCACACAGGGGAAAAGCCUUUCACAUGUACAGAGUGUGGAGAAAGUUUUACACGAAAGGAUAAUCUGAAACUUCAUGAAAGGAUUCACACAGGAGAAAAGCCUUUCACAUGUACAGAGUGUGGAAAAAGUUUUACACGAAUGGAUAAUCUGAAACUUCAUGAAAGGAUUCACACAGGGGAAAAGCCUUUCACAUGUACAGAGUGUGGAAAAAGUUUUAAACAUAAGAGUCAUCUGAAAAAUCAUGAAAGUAUUCACACAGGGGAAAAGCCUUUCACAUGUACAGAGUGUGGAAAUAGUUUUACACGAAUGGAUAAUCUGAAACUUCAUGAAAGGAUUCACACAGGGGAAAAGCCUUUCACAUGUACAGAGUGUGGAAAAAGUUUUAUACAUAAGAGUCAUCUGAAAAAUCAUGACAGGAGUCACACGGGGGAAAAGCCUUUCACAUGUACAGAGUGUGGGAAAAGUUUUACACAAAUGGAUAAUCUGAAACUUCAUGAAAGGAUUCACACAGGGGAAAGGCCUUUCACAUGUACAGAGUGUGGAAAAAGUUUUAUACGUAAGAGUCAUCUGGAAAAUCAUGAAAGGAUUCACACGGGAGAAAAGCUUUUCACAUGUACAGAGUGUGGAAAAAGUUUUACAGAAAAAAGUAAUCUGAGAAAACAUGAAAGGAGUCACACAGGGGAAAAGCCUUUUAUAUGUACAGAGUGUGGAAAACGUUUUAUACAAAAGAGUGAUCUGAAAAAGCAUGAAAGGAGUCACACAGGAGAAAAGCCUUUCACUUGUAACGAGUGUGGAAAAAGUUUUACACAAAUAAGUAGUCUGAAAAAUCAUGAAAUGAAUCACACAGGGGAAAAUCCUUUUAUAUGUUCAGAGUGUGGAAAAAGUUUUAUACAUAAUAGUGAUCUGAAAUCUCAUGAAAGGAUUCACACAGGAGAAAAGCCGUUCACAUGUACAGUGUGUGAAAAAAGUUUUGCACAUAAGGGUAAUCUGAGAAAACAUGAAAUGAUUCACAAGGGAAGAAACCUUUCAUAUGUUUAGAAAGUGGAAAAACAUAAUUUAUGUACGAACUUGCCUGAUAAAUUCAUUUCUUUAAUAUUGGCAAGAGUCCAUGAGCUAUUGACAUAUGGCAUAUACAAUCCUAC
Molecule: messenger RNA, 2357 nt
Organism: Bombina bombina (fire-bellied toad)
Lineage: Eukaryota; Metazoa; Chordata; Amphibia; Anura; Bombinatoridae
Product: oocyte zinc finger protein XlCOF6-like
Exons: 3
Coding region: 457-2253 (598 amino acids)
Biological process (GO): regulation of DNA-templated transcription
Molecular function (GO): DNA-binding transcription factor activity, RNA polymerase II-specific; RNA polymerase II cis-regulatory region sequence-specific DNA binding
Source: RefSeq, a predicted model, not a curated record